Athene cunicularia (burrowing owl) is the source of this 1148-nucleotide messenger RNA. RefSeq names its product protein phosphatase 1 regulatory inhibitor subunit 1C (gene PPP1R1C). Gene Ontology annotation, biological process: intracellular signal transduction. The record is from RefSeq and is a predicted model, not a curated record. Gene Ontology annotation, cellular component: cytoplasm. Lineage: Eukaryota; Metazoa; Chordata; Aves; Strigiformes; Strigidae. Gene Ontology annotation, molecular function: protein phosphatase inhibitor activity.
UUGCAUUGCACUUCUGAGCAGCCAGUUAGUAAUGUACGGUGGAGAGAUCCUCUUUUUCAAAUCCCAGGGCUCCAGGCCAUGCAAUGCUAGUAUUGCAUUUUCAAUUAGCUUCUGAGUGAAUGCUUGGCAUAUGUAGAAGUGGACUGGUACACAAUUAGCUUAUUGUUCCUUUCAGCUUUGUGCUGAGAGGAUCUGAAGGACUGCAGAAGAGAGGGGAGAGGGGAAAAAAAAAAGAAAAUAGCCAAGCCAGCAGCACCUCUGUGGAUGUGGAAUAAGGGAGUUGCUCGGCUCACGCAGAUUCCCGUGCUAAGUCGGGAGGUACAGCUGUUCCUGAGGAGCCCUCAGCCUGGCUGUGGGGAGGGCGCCCGGGGAGAGGCGCAGACCGAGUCAAGCUCCAGGCUCUUCUCUCCUCUGACUCACCUCAGGAUCACGAUGGAGCCCAACAGCCCUAAAAAAAUACAGUUUGCUGUGCCGCUGUUUCAGAGUCAAAUAGAUCCCGAGGCAGCUGAGCAGAUCAGGAAAAGGCGGCCUACACCAGCAUCACUCGUCAUCAUGAAUGAACAUGUGCCCCCGGAAAAAGAUGAGAAGAGAACAAACAUGUCACAGGCAGAGUCCCAGAGCGCAUCUCCCAAGCAAAGGAAGCAGAGCGUCUUCACCCCGCCUGCCCUCAAAGGGAUUAAACAUUUAAAGAGUCAGAGUGAUUCAGCCUUUCCAGAAGAAGAAGAGGGCGUUAGUGAAAGAGAAGAGGAGUGGGGCCAUUAAAGAGCGUGGAGCUGCCUCGAGCCCCGUCACGGAGAGUGACUGAACCGCGCAGCCAUGCGUGCCUCAGCCCAUUCGCCACUGCUUGUGUCCCCACACCACAGAGCUCGGUGUGACGGCGGCGCCGGGGCUCCCUGGGGAGCACCCUCGGCUGGGUUUUACAGCCACCUGCAAAUGUGUUUUGUGAUCCUUGUACCCGAAGAUCAAACAGUUAUUUUAAAGUAAUUUUUCUUUCAUUUUCUAUGACUUAAAAAAAUUUAAUUUGCAAAUGUGUUAGUGACCUGAUGUCAAUACUGCCAGAGCUUAACUACUGCGUGUGAGCUGUACUCUAUGGCCUGUUGUAAAUAAAACUGAUUUAAAAGCUACAGAAUAAAUCAUAUGUUCAUUUA